This is a messenger RNA of Trematosphaeria pertusa, 540 nucleotides long. RefSeq lists its product as uncharacterized. The record is from RefSeq and is a predicted model, not a curated record. The transcript has 2 exons. NCBI's taxonomy places the organism in Eukaryota, Fungi, Ascomycota, Dothideomycetes, Pleosporales, Trematosphaeriaceae. The coding region runs from base 1 to 540 and encodes 179 amino acids.
AUGUUCAGUCGCGGCUUUUUCGGCGCCGUUGCGCUUCAGUCUCUCAUUGCAUCUGCCCUGGCCGGCCAAGCUAUCAUCAACAACCACUGUGGCUACGAUGUCACCGUCCUGAGCACCGCCACUAACGCGCAAACCACUCUCAACGCGGGCGGCACACACACCGAGCCCCUCAGCGGGCAAGCCUCCCUCAAAAUCGCCAAAGACCCUUCUCUACUAUGGGCCCAUGGCAUUACGCAGUUCGAAUAUAGCGUGACCAACACUCUCUGGUACGACAUCUCGCUGAUCGACUGCGCGAAUGGACAGGACGGGAGCGGUUGCCCUGGCCAUGACGGUGGUAUCAAGCUUGAAGCUAGUGGAGGGAACUGUAAGGUUGCCCAUUGUCCGGCCAAUGCGUAUUGUCCCGAGCAGGCGUAUUGGGUGUGGAAUGAUGAUAAGGCGACGAAGAGCUGUGAGGAUGGGCAGGCAGGGGGCGAUGUGACGAUGACGUUGUGUUCCGGUGGUGGGCAGAAGAGAUCGGUUGCCGGGAGGAUUGCUUAUUAG